Ornithorhynchus anatinus (platypus) is the source of this 2091-nucleotide messenger RNA. RefSeq names its product C-type lectin domain containing 7A (gene CLEC7A). The transcript is spliced from 7 exons. NCBI's taxonomy places the organism in Eukaryota, Metazoa, Chordata, Mammalia, Monotremata, Ornithorhynchidae. Gene Ontology annotation, biological process: positive regulation of lymphocyte activation; positive regulation of killing of cells of another organism; positive regulation of cell migration. Bases 257 to 967 code for a protein of 236 amino acids. Gene Ontology annotation, molecular function: pattern recognition receptor activity; (1->3)-beta-D-glucan binding. Gene Ontology annotation, cellular component: cell surface. The record is from RefSeq and is a predicted model, not a curated record.
CUCUGAGGUCUGGCUGGUUUUACUCUCUCCCUCGCUAGGUUUCAGUCAGAGUUCCUCUUUUGCCUUUGAGCUGUCCUGUUCAAGUGGGAGUAGAUUUGUCAGAGCGACACAGUCUCGUCUCUGGGGCUCAGGACGGAGCCGUGGAGAUCCAAGCCAGCGGGAUGAGGACGGUUACACCGUCUUACCACCCUACGUCCGGAUCUUCCCGUAUCCCCCUGCGGCUUCUGAGGAAGGACAGAGCUGCCUAGAUUCGAGCAUGGAGGAUGAGGACGGCUACACCAUCUUAAGUCCCCGCACCCGCGUCUUCGCCCGGGAACCCGCGGCCUCAGGAAAAGGUCUUCCUGCUGUGUCUCCUCGCUGGCGUCUUGCGGCAGUGACUCUUGGUAUCGUCUGCCUGGGCCUUCUGGGAGCCAUUGGGAUCUUAGUCUUUCAGGCACUGAGACCGGUGAACGGGCCCUGUUCAUCAGAAAUGUCGAAGAACCACAUUCAACCAUCCAAGUCUCCUCCAGUCCGGAAACGGGACUCUACAAAAGCCCCAGAAACCAUAACCAUGGUCCCAGAACCCAGAUCCAGAAUUUGCCCGCCGAACUGGAAUAGAAACGGGGAUUCUUGCUAUCUCUUCCGCUAUACCCUAGACAACUGGAAUAGAAGUAAAAUGUUCUGUGAGUCUCAGAGGUCUCAUCUCCUGCGGAUCAAUAGCCACGAAGAGCUGGUCUUUAUACAACACCUCACGUCCAACAACUCUCAGAUGUCCGUCUGGAUAGACCUGACAUCCCGCAGUGAUGGUUCCUGGAUGUGGGGGGAUGGCUCAGUUUUCUCUCCUCACCUGUUUGACAUCAGGCAGACAAAUAGUUUGAAUCGUUGUGCCUGGAUCCACGAGAAUCUCGUUUUCGAUGCACUUUGUAGUUCCUUGGCUUACAGCAUCUGUGAGGAAAAGGUACCACAUAAUCUAGGAGGCAAGAGAUAAAUCCAUUCCAGACGCUUCCUGCAGGAAACCGCCCUUGAAAAAGAACGUAGUCUGUGCUGAAACUUUGAAGAAGAGGCUGUGCCCCUCAUCUAGAGGACUGUGGCUCCCAAAGGGAAGGGAGAGGAGAAAAGUUUUGUUAAUGGAACCUCGACCAUCAAAUCUGGGAAAUUCCACCACUCACUUCCUCUGUGAUCUCACCAAGAAGCCUCCAAGCCCCUGAUCUUCUGUUUCCUCCUCCAGCUAUAAAGAAUAUUAAUGGGUCUGGAUUUAUCUCACAGCAAUAUUGUAAAGCAGAGCAAGGAAAGAUCCAAAAAGCGUUCCGAGUCCCCAAGAGGCAGGAGCGACGGUGGCGGUGAUGACGAUGAUGGCGUUGAUUGUAAUUAUGAUCUUGUGACCCUCUGAAUUAGAAUUCAGGGUUUCCAUGCGGAACCUGUAUAUUCCUAAGCCUUCCUGAGAGCGCUUUCUUUUUCACGGAAAAGAGCUGCUUCAAACGCAACCAUAAAUAAACAAACCUAAAGCUACGAGGAAUACAAAUCAGCCUUUCUCCUCCGGCUUAUCUACUCUUUUCUCCCACAGUCAUCCAGAAUCUCCAUUUCUCUCAAGCCAACCUACUUAAUCUGUGUCAUUUUCAUCUUUCCUGCCACCAAUCCCUUGCCAAUAACAUCUUCCCCGAGUGGACUCGCACCUCCCCCCUUCCUUCCACCCCCCAACACUUCAUAUCCAGCAGAUCACCGCUUUCCCCAUCUUCCAUGUCCUUCUGAAAUCCUUUCUCCUCCAGGUGGUCUUCCCUGAUUCCUCUCACAACUCCCCACCCUAAUUUGCUCCCUACUGCCAUGUCGGCAUUCUACCAUCACCAAAUUACUUCAGGUACCACAAGUCCCAAUAGCAUCUAUGCAUAUGUCUUAGAUUUACUCUUUUCCUCCCCUAUCUCUAAUUAUUCGAGUGCCUUUCUCCUUCUUUAGGCUGCUAGUUCCUUGAGGGCAGGAUCGCGUUUUACAACUCUUCUGUAGUCUUCCAAGCAUUUGAGCCCAGAGUAGUUUCUCAUUGAAUGCUAUUGAUUGACUGAUAGGGAACUCAAAGUCCAUCCUAAAGGUGAAUAAAUUAAUAUCAUGUGAAAUAUCAAA